GGCGUUGGUCAAAUUUACAAUGAACUUCGAUCUAAAGGCGUAGAAUUUCCCAUGACGGACUUGGACGCUAUGGCUCCUAUUUUUACACCGCAGAGGAGCGUUCCAGAUGGUGCUGAGCAAAUAGUAGGAUCUCCACAAAGAUCUGCUACAUUGCAGCAUUCACCCACUCGGCAGACACAGGAGCCUGUUACCACAACGGUGACCUUAUCGGAGAGUCAGACGACCAAGCUCCGAGCGGACUUGUCGGUGGUGGAAGGCAACAUGUCCGUGAUGAAUGACAUGCUUAACGAGCUCACCACUCAGCCGCACACACAGCACCACGAUAGUGACAUCGAGCUGCUAAAUGAACUGGCGGAUACUUUGCGCGCAAUGCAAAGUCGCGUGGCCGAGCUAGUAGCGCGACUUGCCGGCGAGUCACCGCUCACCGCCGAGUUGUUGCACGCAAACGACCGCCUCAACAAUCUACUGCUGCGGCACUCGCGCUUCCUUAACAACAGAAAUGCUGCGACCGGAGGGGCCACUCCAUCAGCUAUAUUGGGUGCAGCCAUGGGAGUGCCCGGCUCCACAGAGUUACCAAAGAAAACUGAUGACGACGCACUCAUUGACCUCAGCGACGAUGUACCUGACCUCGGUAAACUAAGUGUAAAGGAAGGGCCCACCGAGAAGUCACCGGCUAGUUCAAAGGAUGAGUUCGAUAUGUUCGCACAGUCACGCAAUGUCACUUACGAAAGCUCCAAAACUGGAGGCAGCAGCUACGCCGACAACCUGGAGGCGCAGCGCGACGGACUGGCCGCCGCCGCCAGCCAGCGCGCCACGCAGGCGCAGCCGCUGCCCACGGGAAUGGAUCAACGAGAGAUUGAUGAAAUAUCAGCUUGGUUAGCGCAAGAAAAGGCUGCUUCAGAGGCAAAUGGAGCUCAGGAGAGCGUCACUAGCAGUGACUUCGACAAGUUCUUAGCCGAGAGAGCAGCCGCAGCUGAAAACCUACCUAAUAUCAGUGAAGAUAGAGCCCAAAAUUCGCCGCAGCAGACACCACGGCAUAGGCAGAUUAAAAAGGAAGACCAAGACUCUAUGUUCGCGCUCUGA
Molecule: messenger RNA, 1083 nt
Organism: Parnassius apollo (apollo)
Lineage: Eukaryota; Metazoa; Arthropoda; Insecta; Lepidoptera; Papilionidae
Source: the annotation of a GenBank genome assembly